AUGGAUCGCAUGGGCUUUCAGAUGCCUCACAUGGGGCAUCCGCCACCCAUGAUGAACCCCCCACCUCAAAUAUUCGGUGGUUACACACCCGACGGCAUCCCGAUUCAACACCUACCACCGGACCUUGCAGCUCAGAUGUUCCCCGACCAUUCAACUCUGCUCGAUGACGCAAAUGAAGCGAAAAGGAGGAGGAUCGCAAGAAAUUGCGGCGCGAAGGCUUGUGACAUGUGCAGGAAGAAGAAGAUCAAGUGCGAUGGCAAAAUGCCUGCAUGCAGCCACUGCAUCAACUACAAGACGGAAUGUAUUUUCACACAGGUCGAGAAAAAGCGUACCCCUCCCAAAGGCGCAAAGUACAUUGAGGGUCUCGAGAAUCGACUGGGCAGAAUGGAAAACUUGCUGAGGCUAUCAGGUCUGCUCGACGAAGAUGAGAACGGCGAGAUGGACCUCGGCACCCUGGAGAAAAAGCUGGCUGAGAAGCACCAGCAGUCUAGGCAGGCCUCACAGGCGGUCUCAAACCCCUCAUCGCCCUCUUUAGCCGCGUCUGCCACUCUACGAGAAAGCACAUCCACCCCGCAAAGCUCCCUUACCUCUCCCGAGCCCUCGAAAGAAUCCGAGAGGCGCAAAUCUACCGUUUCCGAGGCCCCCGAAAAAGAGACGGGCGAGGGAGAAGGGGAGGUGGAGGAGCUAUCGGAGAUGAUGUGCUCGCUCGUUACCAAUCAGUCUGGCGAGACCCGAUACAUCGGCUCCUCCUCGGGAUUCUCCAUCUUCUCGCCCAAAGGUAUUCAAUGGGUGAAUGAGAAGACUGGCGACAACUCUUUCCAGCAGAUGAUCUCGGAGGUCUCGAUUGACGACCACAAGUGGACCAACUGGAAGCCAGAAAUCUUCAGCGACCUCUUCCGCCGCCCCAUUUUCCGACCUCUACCGCCCAAGGCUGAGGCUCUGUCGUUGCUGAAGGACUUCUUCGAGAACUUCAACUGCAUGUUUCCACUCUUCCACCAGCCGACCUUUAUGCACCUGGUCGAGCGUCAAUACUCGAAUGACCCCUAUGAGGGAUCGGGAUGGUGGGCCAGUCUCAACUGUGCCUUGGCCUUUGCCCAUCGAUUGCGGGUUAUGAGCAAUCUCGUGCCACAAGAAGAAGAUGACAAGGCGUGGGCAUACCUGAAGAACGCCAUGGCCAUCUUCCCCGAGUUGACGAUGCGUAAUACCGACCUACUGACUGUCCAGGCCUUGUUGGCAAUGGCCCUUUUCCUGCAAGGCACACCGAACCCGCAGCCGACCUUCAUCCUCGUGGCCACUGCGAUCCGACUUUCCCACUGCAUCGGUCUGCACAAGCGUGGCACAGGUUUUGACCUCAAUCCUAUCGAGAUUGAGCAACGCAAGCGCGUAUUCUGGAUCGCGUACAUGCUCGACAAGGACCUGUGUCUUCGCGCGGGCCGGCCGCCUGCUCAAGACGAUGGUGACAUGAACGUUGAGCUACCGGAUGCCGACCCUUCAGAUAACAUCGGCAACAUCCCCCUAGCCGACGGCAAAGGAAAAAUGAACCUUUUCAGGGUGAUGUGUGAAUUUGCAAUCAUCGAGGGCAAGGUGUACAACCGACUUUACGCCACACAAGCGGCAAAGCAAUCCCCUGGUGAACUCCUCAACACUAUUGGAGAACUCGACAAGGAGCUCGAGGAGUGGAAAGACAGGAUUCCAAUCGAUUUCCGUCCAGAGCACGAGAUCAAGGCCUCACACACGCCACUGAUCCUGCAUGUUAUUAUGCUUCAUCUCACGUACUACAACUGUUUGACGACGAUUCACCGCAUGUCAGUCCACCAUGGGUACUGGACAAGUCGGCUUUCCAACUACGCGAUUCAAGGACUGAACACAAAGCCGUUGAAUCCUCGCGUCUUUGCCUCUGCCGCCCUUUGCACAGCCGCAGCGAGAGCGUCUGUCUCUUUGCUCAAAUAUGUCCCGCAAGGAGAUUUCUCUGUUGUCUGGCUCAUUCUUUAUUUCCCCGUGUCUGCACUGAUGACACUUUUCGGUAAUAUCCUGCAGAAUCCUCUCGAUCAUCGUGCAAAAUCAGAUACGAAACUGAUGAAUCUCGUUGUCAACUUCUUGUCCAUGCUGGGACAGGAGGCCGAAACCGGCGGCGUGCAUCGUAUGCUAGGUGUCUGUGCCGAGUUUGAGCGCAUCGCCAAGCUGGUGGUGGAAAAGGCUGAAAAGGAGCAGUCUUCGCGAAGGAAGAGGAAGACCCAGGACAACUCUAAAUCUUCCCUUGAUACGUCAUCGAUGCAGACCCCGAGGCCUUUAUCAGCGACGACGCCAACAGGCAACGGACUCAACGGAGUCAACGACGGACACCUCUCACCCAAGUUCAACGGGGAGGCCAAUCUUCGUCAAAGAAACAGCGCCAGCUUCAGCCCAAUGGCGGCUCAAAUGGCGGAGCCUUCGCCCGCGCCACCAUCUGCUGGCUGGCCUCAAGACUUUUCUAUGUCGGACCAACAAGACUUUUCUUCGUUUGGCGACAUGACCGGCUUUGGGCCUAAUGGCGGGAUUCGUUCACCUCAAAAUAUGAUAGGGGUGACGUACCAGCAACCGCUUCUGCCGCAGGAUCUAUUCUCACUCCCAAUGACGUUGGAUUGGGACUGGGCAGAGAUGAGUGGAGGCGCGUACCCGACUGUUGAAAAUGGUACAGUGGGAGAUGUUCCACGAUAG
This is a messenger RNA of Verticillium nonalfalfae, 2697 nucleotides long. RefSeq lists its product as uncharacterized. The transcript has 5 exons. Gene Ontology annotation, biological process: regulation of DNA-templated transcription; DNA-templated transcription. Bases 1 to 2697 code for a protein of 898 amino acids. Lineage: Eukaryota; Fungi; Ascomycota; Sordariomycetes; Glomerellales; Plectosphaerellaceae. The record is from RefSeq and is a predicted model, not a curated record. Gene Ontology annotation, molecular function: DNA binding; zinc ion binding; DNA-binding transcription factor activity, RNA polymerase II-specific.